Molecule: messenger RNA, 868 nt
Organism: Wallemia mellicola CBS 633.66
Lineage: Eukaryota; Fungi; Basidiomycota; Wallemiomycetes; Wallemiales; Wallemiaceae
Product: glycerol-1-phosphatase
Exons: 4
Coding region: 35-745 (236 amino acids)
Molecular function (GO): beta-phosphoglucomutase activity; sugar-phosphatase activity
Source: RefSeq, a predicted model, not a curated record
GACUCUUUUCCUUCUACUACCACUUUCUCAGAAAAUGAAGACUACAUUCACUGUAAAAGGUGUUCUCUCGGAUAUGGAUGGUACUCUCAUUGAGUCCACACCGGCUGUAGAAGCAACAUGGGCUCAAUUUGCACAGGAUUACCCAUUUAUUAGUUUGGAGGACGUUCUAAAGCAUUCACAUGGUGUAAGAACCCAUGAGAAUAUGAUUCGCUUUUGUAAAUUAGAGAACCCAGAUACAAUCGCGUCUGAAGCUAAGCGUUUUGAGGAGACUAUCCUAGCAUGCGCUAAGAAAAGACAAGAACAGGGUUUGAAUGGUUUAGUUAUCCUUCCCGGUGUUAAUGAGCUUCUUGACCAGCUAAACGACAAUCACAACAACUGGACCAUCGUAACAUCUGCCACUAAAGUAUAUGCUAGCGCUGCACUCAGUAUAUCACAAAUUAAGCAACCAGAAUCUUUCAUUACGUCAGAAAAUGUCGUUAGAGGCAAGCCAGAUCCUUCGCCAUUCCUCGAAGGUGCGAAAGUUAUUAAACAAAGUGCUACAGACUGCUUGGUACUUGAAGAUGCACCCUCUGGUAUUACAGCUGGUAAAGCGGCAGGUGCUGUUGUCAUUGCUGUUCUCACAUCUUACCCAAUUGAUACUAUAAAAGCUUCAGGGCCGGAUUUCAUCGUGAAGGAUCUCUCUAGCGUGUCGGCAAAGUGGACAAACGAUCAUUAUGAGAUUACUGUUGAUGCUAUCGAUAUUUAGAUGUAUUACUUUGAAGACCUUUCAUAACUCUGAUUGUUUACAUUACAUUAGCAUAUUAGCCUCAUUGAGUUAUCAUAAGAUAUAAGUCACGCAUAGAUUUAUGAUCAAUGAGUUAUUAGGAAU